Dentiscutata heterogama is the source of this 319-nucleotide messenger RNA. The record is from the annotation of a GenBank genome assembly. Lineage: Eukaryota; Fungi; Glomeromycota; Glomeromycetes; Diversisporales; Gigasporaceae.
UAUAUCUGUUGACUUUAAUGGAAAUUGGGAUGACUAUCUAGUUGAAAAUCCUGUAUACUUCUGGAAUAAUCUUCAAAAUGAAGUACCAGAAUUGGCUACUUUUGCUGCUCAAAUUAUGUCUAUACCACCUACAUCAGCUGAAAGUGAAAGAUUCUGGUCAUUCAUAGCGAAUAUUUAUUCACCAAAAUGUCACCAACUGACAAAUGAACAUGCAAUAAAAAUGACAUGUAUUCGAUGUUAUGCCGAAAUUAUAUCUAAUAUCAAAUUUAAUAAUAUGGACAAUAGUAAUAAUAAUUUAGAACAAUUUGAGGAGAAAGAA